Molecule: messenger RNA, 361 nt
Organism: Cynoglossus semilaevis (tongue sole)
Lineage: Eukaryota; Metazoa; Chordata; Actinopteri; Pleuronectiformes; Cynoglossidae
Product: mitochondrial intermediate peptidase-like
Exons: 2
Biological process (GO): peptide metabolic process
Cellular component (GO): mitochondrion
Molecular function (GO): metalloendopeptidase activity
Source: RefSeq, a predicted model, not a curated record
UGUUUACUUCAUUCAAUGUCCUGUCCAAGUAAUAUUUUCUGUCCUAACCUGUGUGUCCUGUGGUUGUGUCUCCAGGCCGUGGUGCAUGAGACGGAGGGAUUACUGGGAUAUAUCUACUGUGACUUUUUCCAGCGCUCAAAUAAACCUCACCAGGAUUGUCACUUCACCAUCAGGGGCGGCCGCUGGUGCUCAGAGACGGGUCAGUACCAGCUGCCGGUGGUGGUACUGAUGCUCAGUCUGCCUCAACCCAACACGAGGACCCCCAGCCUGCUGACCCCAAGCAUGAUGGAGAACCUGUUCCAUGAGAUGGGACACGCCAUGCACUCCAUGCUGGGACGCACGCGCUACCAGCACGUCACAG